GAAACUCGUGGCGGAUUAAAUGUCGGAAGUUGAGACAGCGCAAGGAGACAGAGCAAUACGGCAGCAAGGUUUGCAAGUCAGAAGUGGGAAGAGGCUUCUAGCUGACUCUUUGGUGGUACGGCAAUCUGCACAUUCACCGCUGCUACAAUAGGCUUGAAUUCUGCAAUACUCGACGAUCCGAGGGAUUGUGUCACCUAGGGAGUUCAUAUUACUCUUGGAAUUGCCAGUCGCUCCGGAAAUUUGCUCAUAGGAUUGCAUUGAGAUCGAUCAGGGUUUGAAAGAGGAGGAUGAAUGAAUGAUUCGUGGAAAGAGCUGGUUUGAAUCGUGAGCUUUACUGCGAUGGCACCCAAGAAACAGCCCCAGCAGCAGAAGGGGAAAAAGAAUGCUGCUGGCAAGGCUGGAGAGCCUGCGACCACCAAGGCCAGCAAGGGCGCAGCUCAAGUUCAUAUAUCUUCCGAGAAUGAGAGAAAGCUACGUCAGCUUCUUGCGAAUACUGGGGGAAAUCAGUUCCCUGCUGCUCCAUCGAAGCAGCAUGAAGAGCUCUCUGAAGGUCAGAAAAGGCAGGCCGGGAAGCGCCUUCGAAAUAUAUAUGACACUUUGGUUUCGGAAGGAUUUUCCGCUUCUCAGAUUGAGAUGGGUUUGGGCGCUCUCCCGGUGGGAGGAGCUACCUUGGAAGGAGCGUUGGAUUGGUUAUGCAUGAAUCUUCCACCGGAUGAGCUGCCCAUCAAGUUUUCGAGUGGAGUCCGAGCUGCAGAUAUUGAGGGGCGUCGGUUGAACUUGUGUUGGUCGGCACAUGGGGCGUGUAGGAGGAUCUAUUCAAGUGAUUGCGGCGGCGCGACCAGAUUGGACUCCUACUCCUGUAAAGGAAGAUGACGUGGACAAACCUGCACAAGCAGUAAUAAAACCUGUUAUCAAAGAGAAAAAGCCUGAGAAGGUUGUACAAGCAGAACAAGCUGAUUGGAUUAAGCGCUACUUAGCUCAACAGCAAGAGGAGGAUGCUGAAAAGAGUGAAGGAGAUAGCGGUGGCGAUUCAGAUUGGGAGGUAUUUGCUGAUCCAAAUGAACAAAAUAGGCGGAAGCAGAAACGGCAGGUCGUGGAUCCACGUACCCGGGCUCUUUCACUUGCACAAGAGUUACAGAAGGCAAAGCAGGUUGCAGCUAUGGCGAAGGAGAGAAGAGAUAAGGAGAAGCAAGCAGCGGCAGGUCGAUUGAUUCGUGAAUUGAGACAAGAGAUGUCUGCCCUAGGAUUAACAGAGGAUGUUCUGAACCAGACGCUGGCAGCCAAUUCGCAGAAAUUUUCAGGUCUUGAAGAAAGUGAAUUUCCAAGUCUUGGGGAGACCAAGAAGGUUGCAGGUCUUAAAGAUAGUGCUUUUCCUAGCCUGGGAGAAAGUAAAAAGAUUGCUAGUUCCAAAGAGCAGGCUUUUCCAAGCCUUGGUGAGACUAGAAAGGUUGCAGGUCUGAAGGAAAGUGCGUUUCCCAGCCUUGGAGAAAGCAAAAAAGCUCCAAGAUCAAAAGAGACUGCUUUCCCAAGUUUGGGAGCCAGUAGGAGGACCUCCGAUGAUGAUACUGAUCAACAUUCCGUAGGAACGUCAUAUGCUGCUUUGUUGGGUAAAAUAUAUUCAAACAAGAAAGGAGGGAACUCCGGAGGGCCCAAUUUUGUGAAUCUAAAACCCAAACAAUUACCAGACUGGGCCAGAGCGCCGGUUGUGGAGGAUGUCAAGCAGGAUACAGAAGUAGAAGUAUCAGAGACAGACGAGCAGGUAGAAGAAUUAACAGACGAGCAGGUGGAAGAGAGUAAGCUUCCAGAUCAGGCGAGCGCAAGUUUGGGUGAGAUCGAGGAUGGACUUAUGGAAGCUGAUUCUCCGGGUCAAAUUUCGGUGGUUGAGAGUGAGGUAAAGAUUCUUGAGAAAGUAGCAGAGGCUGAAGCUAAAUCCACGACGAAACCAGUAGAACCUCUGGAUGACGAAGAGGGUGGAAUUUUGGGUAUGUUUGAUGAGGAAGCAGCAGCCGAACAAACUCUACCUGAAAGUGUGGUGGCUAUUCAAAUGGCAGAAAAAUAUACUGCGUGGGGACUGGAGAAAGACAGCAGUAAGAAGAAGCAAAUUCCUCUGAAUAGAAGAGCAAGUCAACUACCGACACAGGAAGAGACUUUGAGACAACCGAAAGCUGUUCUUCAACAGCACUGUCAGAAGAAUGCCUGGGCAGCACCUAAAUAUGAGAAGUUACCAGCGAAAGGCAGGUUAUGUGCGUACACUGUCACUGUCACGAGGCCGACGGUAGGACGCGGGAAGAAUAAAAUAGUUGGAGGUCCAGUCCUUUGUAAACUACCACACACGGAAGAUUACUUUGAUUCAAUAUCUGAUGCGCAAAAUGCAGUUGCAACGUGGGCUCUCUCCAUACUGCUGCCGGAUCUUCCCUUGCAUCGAAUUUUGCCGGAACCUUACCGGAGCAUGUGUCUUCGAUGGCAGACUUCAGGUCAAGAUGCUCGAAAUAUGGAGCUUAAAGGAGAAGAAGCUCGUAGGGCUACGUUCGUUGAUUCUCUUGUUCAAUCCAGCAUCACACGAGAGGUCACUUCCAAGAGCUCUGCGGCAGACUCACAAGACGAUUUGACUGAAGUGGAAGAAGAUAACGAGGCACCUGCUAAGCCAACAACCGAGGGACGUAAAGACAGUAAGAGUGUCUCACAAAAACGAUCAGAGAGCCUGCACCUGAAGAAAAUGAUGGAGGAUAAGUUGAAAUCAAAGAACUACAAGGUCAUGCUUGAUUCUCGAGCCGCUCUUCCAAUGGCCAUGAAAAAGCAUCAGUUUCUUGAGAAACUCAAAGAACAUGAUGUUGUUGUCGUGAGCGGUGAAACAGGUUGUGGCAAAACGACUCAGGUACCGCAGUAUAUACUGGACGAGAUGAUCGGUGCUGGGCAAGGUGGAUUUUGUAAUAUCGUCUGCACUCAACCGAGACGAAUUGCUGCAAUUUCUGUUGCAGAAAGGGUAGCAGUGGAACGAUGUGAGCCUCCACCUGGGAGCAGUGGAUCUCUCGUGGGUUAUCAAGUAAGGUUAGAUACUGCUUGGAACGCAGGGACAAAGCUUCUAUUCUGUACCACGGGUAUUCUGCUACGACGGCUUGCUGGAGAUCGCGAAUUGGAGGGUGUUUCACAUAUCGUAGUUGACGAAGUUCAUGAACGCACAGUUUUGGGUGAUUUUUUGCUCGUCAUUCUCAAAGACUUGCUAGAGAGGAGGAGGAAGGCAGGAGGUUCUCCUCUGAAACUUAUCCUCAUGUCCGCAACUCUUGACUCUGACCUGUUUUCCCAGUACUUUGGAGAUUGUCCUGUAAUCAAAGCCAAGGGUCGGACGUUCCCUGUGACAACUCACUACUUAGAGGACGUUCAUGAUGAACUCGAAUACAGUCUUAGUACAGAUUCUCCUGCGGCCAUGCACAAUGAUUAUAAGGCAAACAAGAAAAAGACAACCAGAAAUCUUGUGGACAGCAGCCGAGGACGGCAAAAUCUUGUUCAGUCUGGUUGGGGAGAUGAUUCUACCCUGGAGGAAACUGCCGUCAAUCCGCUAUACGACAGAGAUUUAUACAGCAAUUACUCUGAAAAAUGUCGGGCCAAUUUGGCGAGUCUGAAUGAAGACGUUAUCGAUUAUGACCUUCUUGAGGACUUAAUUAUUCAUAUCAACGAUGAAGGUGAACCUGGAGCCAUACUUGUGUUUUUGCCUGGUAUGGCAGAAAUCCAGUUUUUGUGGGAUAGGCUUGCAGUCUCAAGAAGGUUUAGUGGAUCAGCAUCGGAGUGGUUACUGCCUCUUCACUCUUCUGUUGCUUCUUCAGACCAACGAAGAGUUUUUCAGACACCUCCCCAUGGUCUUCGUAAGGUCGUCCUGGCCACAAAUAUUGCCGAAACGAGUAUAACAAUCGAUGAUGUCGUACACGUGAUUGACAGUGGGAAGCACAAAGAAAACAGAUUCGACCCACGCCGAGGAAUGUCCAGCAUGGUGGAAGCCUGGAUUUCUCAAGCCAAUUCUAAGCAGAGGAGUGGAAGAGCUGGUCGUGUCAGAUCUGGACAUUGUUACUGCCUUUUCACUAGAAACCGUUUUGAGAAGUUGAUGCGCCCAUUCCAGCUUCCAGAGAUUCUGAGAGUCCCCCUAGUGGAGCUAUGCCUUCAAAUAAAACUUUUGCGGCUUGGCCGCAUAGCCUCUUUUCUUGAACAGGCCUUGGAGCCUCCGAAAGCAGAGGCCGUUCUUAGUGCAGUAGAUACACUUCGUCAGGUCGGAGCGUUGGAUGAGAAUGAGAAUCUGACCUCCCUCGGUUACCAUUUGGCAAACCUUCCGGUCGAUUGUCGCGUUGGAAAGAUGAUGCUAUUUGGAGCAGUUCUUGGGUGUCUUGGACCAGUUCUCACCGUCGCAGCUUGUCUCAGCCACAAGUCCCCUUUCAUAUCUCCACAAGACCAGAGAGAGGCUGCUGAGAGGGCUAAACAAGCUCUUGUUUCUGAUAAGGGGAAGGAUGGAGGUGUUGGCAAUAUUGCUUCUGGGCAACAAUCAGAUCAUCUGGCAAUGGUCGCUGCGUACAACGGUUGGAGUACUCUUGCGACGUUGAAAGGAUCGAGAGCAGCACGUGACUUUUGCAGCAGCAAUUUUCUGAGUGGCUCCACCCUAAACAUGUUAAGGGAUAUGAGAAAUCAAUUUGCUUCGCUGUUAGCAGACAUUGGAUUCAUCAAAGUUCCUCAGGGCGAAAGAGGCAAAAGAGGGAAUUUCGAAAACCUGAUAAAUGAUCCAAAUCAACUUUUCAACAGAAACUCUACACAUGCUUCAGUUGUGAAGGCCGCACUGUGUGCAGGGCUGUAUCCCAAUGUUGCAGCCAUGGAAGAGGAAAGUGUUCGAGCGGGUCAUGCUAGUGCACUGAGUCGUCGGGCCGGGCUGUCAUCCGGAGCGCGUCCUCGUUGGAAUGAUGGACGUAGGGAAGUGUUUAUCCAUCCAACAUCUAUCAACCACAGUGUGGCUGAGUUUCGGCAACCAUUCAUAGUGUUCCAUGAGAAGGUGGAGACCAGUAGAGUGUAUUUGCGAGAUACAACUGUUAUUUCUCCUUAUGCUCUCCUGCUGUUUGGUGGGGCGAUCAACGUCCAACAUCAGACUGGCCGAGUUACAGUUGAUUCAUGGCUAGAGAUGAAUUCUCCCGCACAAACUGCAGUCCUUUUCAAAAAUCUGCGAGCUGCACUUGAUUCUUUGCUCGACGAACAUAUAAAAACCCCUCAGGGCUCCAUAUCUUCAAGGACAAGUGAAGUGAUAACAUCAAUAGCUCAAUUGCUUAUCGACGAAGAGAAAGUGCCACUUUAGGGUAAAGUCGGGAGUUACGUAUACGUAGGAUCUUAAAAUUGGGAUGUGUGGACGUAAAUCACAUAUUCAGAGGGGCAUUCAAAUCGAGGAAAAGUUUUGGUGUGUUAGAGGAUCCAUACAAUUUCUGGUAGCAUUUUCAUGAAAGAGUGCAAGGGGCUGGGAUUCUUACUCUUUACAGUAUUUGUUUCUCAUCGAUUGGGAAAUGAAAUUGAUUUUGACGUCGAGCAGUAGUAAGAAAGAGAGGACAACAGUAGGGCGUAACACCGACUCCUGAUACUGGCGAGGACAGGUCAGAAAUCGAUGGAAUCUAGCUGUCCUGGAUUGAUAUAAAGCCUGAAAAGAUGUAACCUACUUUGUCGAUUCUUUCAUCUGUACGACCGAGGGUUCUCCUGUCGAUUAAUCUACAUCUUUUCUGGCUUCAAAUUC
Molecule: messenger RNA, 5749 nt
Organism: Marchantia polymorpha subsp. ruderalis
Lineage: Eukaryota; Viridiplantae; Streptophyta; Marchantiopsida; Marchantiales; Marchantiaceae
Source: the annotation of a GenBank genome assembly